Messenger RNA from Actinia tenebrosa (Australian red waratah sea anemone), 1495 nucleotides. RefSeq names its product vesicle-trafficking protein SEC22b. Gene Ontology annotation, biological process: endoplasmic reticulum to Golgi vesicle-mediated transport; retrograde vesicle-mediated transport, Golgi to endoplasmic reticulum. NCBI's taxonomy places the organism in Eukaryota, Metazoa, Cnidaria, Anthozoa, Actiniaria, Actiniidae. The record is from RefSeq and is a predicted model, not a curated record. Gene Ontology annotation, cellular component: membrane. Gene Ontology annotation, molecular function: SNAP receptor activity.
GUACUUUUGAGACGUGAACAGUAAAAAGUUGGUCAAGACAUCAAAAUAAAGAGAGAAUAGUACAAGAAAAGCUACUGAAAGUUCAGCCAAAAUGGUGAUCAUGACAAUGAUAGGCCGUGUUACUGACGGCCUACCUCUUGCAGCGUCGAUGCCCAGUGAUCAAGAGACAAGCAGAGGUCUACAGGAAUACCAGGGACAAUCCAAGCUACUUUUUAGAAAACUUAAUGAACAUUCUCCUGCUAGAAGUAGCAUCGAGUCAGGACCUAUGAUGUUCCAUUAUAUAAUAGAAAAUGGAGUCUGCUUUCUUACCUUAUCGGAAAAAGCAUUUUCAAAACGAGCCGCUUUCAGUUUCCUUGAAGACAUAGCAAGUGAAUUUCUCAGAGAAUACAGUAGCAAGAUCCCCUAUGCGUCCAGACCUUAUCCAUUUAUUGAAUUUGAUACAUAUAUUCAAAAAGCCAAGAAAAAUUACCAGGACUCCAGGACAAGAAGAACACUUAACAGAAUAAAUGAUGAGCUCGUAGAUGUUCAGAGAGUAAUGGUUCAAAAUAUUGAUGAUGUAUUACAAAGAGGAGAGCAGUUGUCAGUUUUAGAUGACAAGGCAGGAAACCUGCGAUUCCAAUCAGAGAAAUACAAGAAAGAUGCCACGUACCUUAACCUUCGGUCGGCAUAUGCCAAGUACGCUGCACUGGGUAUUGUCUGUACCAUUGUCAUAAUAUAUAUUAGAUUCUGGUGGUUUUAAAAGGUCAGAUUUUGAGAAUCAUUUAAUAGAAAAUUUAAAGCAUGAAAUGAGGGAUUGAUUGUUAUUUAAAUGUAGAUAAAGUUGAAGCCAUCUGGGAAGGAAACUAAAAAGUUCUUUAAAAACAAAACUUGUUUGAUCCUUCUCCACACCAGUUCAGUGUUUUUUUUAAAAGCCAGUUAUCAUAUCUGGUUCAAAUUGAGUUCAAAUGCCUUACAAAGGUGGCAAACGUAAUCCAAAUCUUAUGAAAAAAAUAUGCUAGCAAUGAUCAAGUGCAACAGUUUUAAGGGAUUUAGGGAACACUUCUCAAUCAUCCUUUCACACCUGCCUUACCCUACCACCUAGUGAAAUAAUGAUUAAAUAUUUGUCAUAUUUUAGCGUGCCUAUUUGAUAAUCCUAAUGAUAUCACCAAUCAAAACACUAUUUGACAGAAAAAAUACAUAAACAUCAGGGCCCAGUUGUUUGAAGCCUGGAUAGCACUAUCGGCUGGAUAAGGAUUUAUCCGUUGGAUARCGCUAUUCACCCUUCAUACAACCAGGCCCAGAUAUCAAUUACAGUGCAGACACAUUAACUCUGACCACCCUUGCAAAGUCAUCUAAUCACGAUGUAGUGUGAAAACAGUAGCCAAUCAGGAGAGAGCAGAAUCAAUAUCAUAUUAACUUCAGCCAAUCACAAUCUCGUUUCCACAGUUGUCGAUAACAUCUAAGUUUGUUUUAAUCAUAUUAAAACUCGUGUGACCAUUUGGAGAGCUACAAAUGG